AUGUCGGUUUAUGGGCCAUCAAAUAUUUACGAAUCAUGUGGUAAUCCCGGUGGGACAGUGUGCUAUUCGUCCAUCGGUUUCAAUGUAUCACCAUACGAAACUGCCGAACAUCCCAUCGUGGUGGAUAGGCCUGUCAAAGAUCAUUCCGAUCAAGCUAAGAGUAACACUUCCGUGGUAACAAACAAUUUGACUGUGUAUAAGAACCCUUCGGAACAGACAGAAGACGAGAGUGGGGACAAAUUUCGAUCACCCCGAGCACGAUCGGAUAAUUCGACCUCGAACGGUUCCGGUCGUAUGGCAACACAGAUCACAGAGAUGCGCAAGAUCACACCGUCAGCGGAGAUCGGCCCGGAGCCGGAACCAGUCGAUCCGGUAGUCGCUGCAGCCUCAGCUGCUCUGGCCAACUUUCAUCAUCGGGGAUCAUUGCAAUUGUGGCAAUUUCUUGUCGCGUUGCUGGACGACGCGAAGAGUCAGCAUUUGAUUUGUUGGACUGGUCGGACAUUGGAAUUCAAGUUAAACGAACCGGAAGAGGUGGCACGACUUUGGGGAAUCCAGAAAAAUCGACCAGCAAUGAAUUACGACAAACUGAGUCGGUCACUUCGUUAUUAUUAUGAGAAGGGAAUUAUGCAAAAAGUGUCGGGCGAACGAUACGUCUAUCGAUUUGUCUAUGAACCGGAAUUAUUGUUUGCUCUCGCUUUCCCCGGUGAGGAUCAGGGGCAGUUGAAUCGAUCUGAUAGUUCGGCCGGUGCAGACCAAUUCAACGCUUCUUCUCCACCGACGGACAGUUCUGGUUCGAGCAAGGAUUGGUCCGCACAACGUCGAGAGGAUGAGCAACGAAACUGUCCCGCCUCAUCGGAGACGAAAACAGAGGUCGAAACGAGAAUUCCCGUCACCGAAUCUGCCGUGAGCGAGUCGAAAUCACAUGUCUCAUUCGAAACCAACGCGACACGUGGUGUUUUAAACGCAACCAUUCAUUAUUACAAUCCCGUGACACCGUCCUUUUCGUCCUCGAUAUCUGUGGGAUAUGAGCAUGGUGGAGAAGCAAAUGAACUGCAAUCUGAGGCUGAAAUGCACAUUAAUCCGCUGCCACAAAAUGGAGUUGGAAAGAAAGACGACGAUCACACAAAAGUACCGGUCUUGUCUAAACAAAAUCCUCUACCUGUGGAACCGCAGAGCUCAUCCCAUUCUGAGGUACCCAUUUUCCAGAAUAGUAACCAUUGAGAGCCGUUGAUUGGGACCUUUUGUUCCAGUGAUUCAGAAACGCGAUUGUCCCAGUCCAAAGAGCAGUGCAGCUUACGCGUGAAUAGUUUUAGCAAUUCCCUGCAAGCAUUUGUCCAGGAUAAUGUCACGGAUUCGUUUUCUGCCCACUGGUCCCAAGCUCCGACUUUCGACCAAGACUAUGAGGGGCACAUGAGCUGGCAUUUGGACUCCGCCUGUCCGGCAACAAACGGGGUCGGUUCGCAGACACCGAAAUGCUUUUACGGACAAUCUGCUUGUACACUGUUAUACUCGAAGCAAACUUAA
Messenger RNA from Echinostoma caproni, 1524 nucleotides. Lineage: Eukaryota; Metazoa; Platyhelminthes; Trematoda; Plagiorchiida; Echinostomatidae. The record is from the annotation of a GenBank genome assembly.